CUAAAGGAACAGGCACAUGACAGGGGAAAGAAACAAUGGCUUUGAUGUCCUCUAUCACAACAUGAAGCAUGGACAUACAUCAACAAAAGAGCUAGCAGAUUUUAUAAGAGAAAGGUCUACAAUAGAGGAGACUUAUUCAAGGUCAAUGACAAAACUAGCCAAAUCAGCAAGCAAUUAUACACAACUUGGGACAUUUGCACCAGUUUGGGAUGUUUUCAAAACAUCAACAGAAAAGUUAGCAAGCUGUCACUUGGAACAUGUCCGGAAGUUACAGGAGCUCAUAAAAGAAGUGCAUAAAUAUGGAGAUGAGCAGAUCAAAGCUCAUAAAAAGACUAAAGAAGAAGUUUCAGGAACAUUGGAAGCAGUGCAAAACAUUUUGAGUAUUACUCAGGCCCUGCAGAAAUCCAAGGAAAGCUACAAUGCCAAGUGUGUAGAACAAGAACGUUUAAAAAAGGAAGGAGCAACACAGAGGGAAAUUGACAAGGCCUCAGUAAAAUCAAAGAAAGCUACAGAAACCUAUAAACUCUAUGUGGAAAAAUAUGCUGCAGCCAAAUCUGAUUUUGAACAGAAAAUGACAGAAACUGCACAGAAAUUUCAAGACAUCGAAGAGGCGCAUCUCCUUCACAUGAAAGAGAUUAUAGAAUCAUUUUCAAACACUAUGAAAGAAAUUCACUUACAAAUAGGGCAGGUUCAUGAAGAAUUUAUUAAUAACACAGCAAAUAUUACAGUUGAGAGCUUGAUACAAAAAUUUGCUGAGUUAAAAGGCACUGGCAAAGAGAGACCUGGCCUUAUUGACUUUGAAGAAUGCAAUACAUCUACUGCAACUGAAGGGGUAAAACCAAGGAAAAGAAAGCCUUUUGGUUUGUCAGGAAUAAUUAAGAAAGAAAAAGAUGCAGAAUCUGUGGAAUGUCCAGAUGCAGACUCAGUUAAUAUCCCUGAUGUAGAUGACGAAGGAUACAGUAUUAAACCAGAGACCAGUCAGAAUACCAAAGAGAACCAUUUCUACUCAUCCAGUGAUUCUGACUCUGAAGAAGAUGAACCUAGAAGGUUCCACGUAGAAAUCAAACCUGUACUGCCAAACAAUAGUUCACACUACACUAUGGCUUCAUUAGAUGAAUUAAAAGUAUCUAUUGGCAAUAUUGCUCUUUCUCCAGCAACUUCUAGACACAGUCCUGCACAAAUGAACCGGAAUUCAUCUAGUGAAGAAUUAACAAAAUCAAAGCUUUCUGCUCCAUCUAAUGAAAAGGGGACCAGUGACCUCCUAGCAUGGGAUCCAGUCUUUGGAAGUUCUCUUGAAUCAUCAUCUUCAGCUUCAUUGACAACUUCAUCCUCAUCAGCUACAUUAAAAGAACAAAAUAGGAACUCCUACUCGUCAUCAUCAUCAUCUAUCAUUGAUUUGCCUGGGUGUAGAAUAUCUGAAUCUUUUCUUGGAAACCAGAAAAAUUCUGGGUCUAGAAGCCUAUCAUCACCAGACUUUACCACUAGCAUGCUAUGCAAAUUUGAUGUGAUCACAGCACCAUCAGGGAGCACAGAUAAUAUGUCUCUUGUUUCAUGGUCUCAAAGUCAGUGGAUUCCUUUUACUGAUGAACUUCUUCAUAUUAAGCCCACAAGUGCAGGCCAGAAGAAGCCUCAGAGAUUGCAUUUUAAACCUGACAGUAUCUGCAUUGCUUCUCCUUCUUUGCUUGGGAAUUCUUCCAACAGCUCUGCCUCUGAGGAUCAAAGUGACCUUUACAAUAAUUUUACAUGCCAUGAAAAAUUAUUCAUUGAAGAAACUGGCAAUAUUGCUGAAAUUUCUUCUACAUCAUCAGUACCACUGGACUAUAGUUUAGUCCCUGCUUGUGUUCAUAUAUAUAAGGCAAGACCAACAACUCCUCUUUCUGUAGGAACCAUUGUACCACCUCCAAGGCCUGCUUCCAGACCAAAGCUGGCUACAGGGAAACUUAGUGGAAUUAAUGAAAUACCUAGGCCAUUCAGUCCACCAUUGACCUCUAAGUCCAGUCCACCACCUACCGCCCCUUUGGCACGUGCUGAGAGUGUGUCCUCAAUAUCUUCAUCUGCUUCACUAAGCGCGGCAAAUACACCCACAGUUGGUGUUUCACGUGGUCCCAGCCCUGUCAGCCUUGGAAACCAGGACACCUUGCCUGUUGCAGUAGCCCUUACUGAAUCUGUUAACGCCUACUUUAAAGGAGCAGAUCCCACAAAAUGUAUUGUGAAGAUCACUGGUGAUAUGACUGUGUCAUUCCCAAGUGGGAUUAUUAAAGUAUUCACUAGCAACCCAUCUCCAGCUGUACUCUGCUUCAGGGUAAAAAACACAAGCAAACUAGAGCAUAUUCAACCAAAUGCACAACUUGUAUACAGUGAUCAAUCACAAAGCGACUCCAGUACAAAAGAUUUUUGGAUGAACAUGCAAGCUAUAACUCUCUACCUCAAGAAGUUAUCAGAGCAGAAUCCAUCUGCUUCCUAUUAUAAUGUGGAUGUUUUAAAAUAUCAGGUAUCUUCAAAUGGCAUCCAGUCCACUCCCUUGAAUCUUGCUACCUACUGGAAAUGCAAUGCAAACACUACUGAUGUUAGAGUGGAUUAUAAAUAUAACCCAGAGUCUAUGACUAUGCCCAGUACACUAUCUAAUGUACAGGUUGUGGUACCAGUUGAUGGAGGAGUAACAAACAUGCAGUCACUUCCCUGUGCAAAAUGGAAUGCAGAGCAGAUGAAAGCUUACUGGAAAAUAUCUAGUAUCUCAGAAAAAUCAGAAAAUGGAGGUUCUGGAUCCCUCAGGGCAAAAUUUGAUCUAUCAGAAGGACCCAGUAAACCAGCAACUCUUGCAGUGCAAUUCAUUAGUGAAGGAAGCACCCUUUCAGGAGUAGACGUAGAGCUAGCAGGCACUGGCUAUCGGCUUUCCCUACUUAAGAAGAGAUUUGCCACUGGACGGUAUAUGGCUGAUUGCUGAUGAAUCUGUGAAAAAUCAGUAAAUCAAAAGAGCAGCUGAAGCUUACUCCUCUCUCUACCUUUGAAACACUAUUUUAACAUGCAUUAUUUUUUUUAAACAUUGACCUACUUUGGGGCUGACUACAAAAGUAAAAAAAAUGCACUUUUUUUGAAGAAGUCAAUUUGGAAAAAAAUGUAUUUAUAAUAGCACUGAAGUUAACUUCAACACUGUCUGUAAAUGAUCAACUGCAAUAUUUGGGAAACUUGUUUAUUCAAAUUUAAGUAAAUUUAUAUAGACUAAGUCAAAAUAUAGUAAUCAUUAGAUGUAUUGAAAAUGUAUGAAAUUGUAUGUUAUUAUAAACAUUACACCUAAAAAUGUAGGAGAGCAAGCACAGAAUAUUUUAGCUUUCCAUAAUAUUAUUCAUUUCUUAAUUGCCAAUGUUCAAAUUAAACAAAGGUAACAUUUCAGAUAAUUCUGUCCACCCACUCAUACCAAUUCAUGUGCCAUAAAAUCAGUUAAGCGUUAGAGACGUAAAUAAAACAUAUACUUUGAUUCCCGUGUACCAUAUUUUAAUAAAGUAUAAGUUGUUUUUAUAUAAGACUUACUUUUUUCUAAGUGCAAUGUGUUAAAAAUUGCAAAAGACAGAAGAGAUAUUUACUUCUGCAAUUAGCAAACUUUAUGGGAGUUGUGAUUGUUUGAAUUAAUGCUGUAGAUUAAUUUAUUUUUGUAUGGAUUGCAUAACAUUUGUGCCUUUUUUUAAACUGUGCCUGUCCGAUUUGUUCUUUAAUGUGCCUCACUUCCUUUUUCAAAGUCUGGCUCUUCCCUACUGAAAACUUGUGGUAUUUGUGUAAUGCAUACAACUUUAUAAAAUUCCUCGACUGGGAUUUAGAAGGGAAAUUUAGAAAAACUGGAGAUUGCUUUAUAAGAUGGUUUCAAAUACUGGAUUACUUCCUCAUGGGGUAAUUGCAAUAAAUGCAGCCAGUGUAAAGGGAAAUGCAUAGUGCAGGACUUUGAUAUAUUGAUAGAGAACUUCAGUAUCAAAGUUUCAACUUUUAAUAUCACCAAAGAUGUGUGAAUUCUGAAGGUACAUUGAAGAAUGAUUAAAACAGAAUAUUUUUUAAAUAAAUGUAGCAUUUCACUUCAUUCUGACUGCUAAGUCUUUGGAGAUUUCAAGUGCUUUUUGAUUCGUGUGACAUGAAUGUAAUGUAGUACUUUAUGAGGAAUAGCAUUUUAGAAAGGUAUAUUUUUUGGCAGCAGGAAGACAGUGUACAACCAGCAUAUUACUAAUUUUAAAACAGAUUUUAAAAUAUCAGUUGGUAGUAUUUCCUUUUCCUUGUUUUGCUACAUCCUAAACAUAUGGAAAUGAUCUGAAGCAACACAUUUGUAACAUUUCUUAAAGCAAGUUAUUAAUUAAAAAACUGUUCUAUAUUCUGCUGUUUGUUAGACAUGUCCUUGUUAAAUACAGAAAUAAAAAUAUUUUGGGGCAGAAUACUUUAAUAAUAAGCAGGAUGGGAAUUUUAUAAUGAUUCUAAAUACCAGGGUCUAUUCAUAAUAUACAUUGGAAGCAAUAGUAAGUUGUGUGUGAAAUAAUUCAUGUAAAACCACUAAUGACUGGACUAUUAAGCUUUUCAGCGAAUGAAUGACUCAGACGCAUAUAAAUUCUAAUGCGCACUGCAUAGUUUUAGAGACAAGAUUUCCUUUAUUAAGCAGUGUACAGUACAGUAUGUGUUUUAUAUGUACUUGUAACAAUCUGAUUAGAUUUGACUGGAGCAGUGCUUAUGGCUCUUAAUUUGCUAAAAUGUUAAUCUUCACUGAAUUAUGACAAUAACUAGUAUUUCUAACUCGUGUUGUAAUUGGCAUUUAAAAUGAUACACGGCCUUUUACUGGAAUCUUAAUUGUAAUCUGCUUUGCAAUCAAACAGUGUGUUUAACCUGACAGUUACUAUUUUAUUAUUGCAAUCCAAAACUAUUUUACUCUGUUUUUAAUCAAGUAUUGCUUAAAUUUCUAAAUUAAUGAAGUAGUUGAAUUUCAGCACAUUUAAACUAGCUUUCAUACCAGGUGAUCAAACAUACAUUUGUAAUGGGUGCAGGUUACAAUUUUGAAGCCAUACAAGUUUAUAUGGACUUUUGUAAAGAAACCCAUAAAAAAGUGUUAAAAAAAUCAUUUAGAUAUCUGAUGAGAAAUAUAUGUAGCAAGCUGGUUCUUGCUUGUGUAUACAGUGAUAUCCUUUGUAGCUGCCUCCUAUGGAAAAAAUGAAUUUUUAAACACAACUCUAAAGGAGAUCAGUUUUUAUGGAUCGUUACUACUUCAGAUUGUAAAUUAGAAUAAUACAAUUUAUCUUACCAAAAUUGUAAAUACUUUUGAUUUUCAUCAAAUGUAAAUUUUACAGAAAUGUUGCACCCGUAAUAAACAUGUAAUAUAUAAUUUACAAGUUGA
Molecule: messenger RNA, 5359 nt
Organism: Alligator sinensis (Chinese alligator)
Lineage: Eukaryota; Metazoa; Chordata; Crocodylia; Alligatoridae
Gene: FCHO2
Product: FCH domain only 2
Exons: 27
Coding region: 17-2944 (975 amino acids)
Biological process (GO): clathrin-dependent endocytosis; synaptic vesicle endocytosis; clathrin coat assembly
Cellular component (GO): clathrin-coated vesicle; cytoplasm; clathrin-coated pit
Source: RefSeq, a predicted model, not a curated record